UGGUAGACAGAUGACCGGUGUCCGCCCGUGCGCCUCCAGGUUGUUGUCUCGGAAGGCCAGGUGAAGGAGCGAUGGACUCCAAAGCUGAACACUCACACGUGUGGUCUACGUCUGCAGAACAUGAGCAGAACACCGCCCAGGUGCAUUUUGUUCCGGACUCUGGAACUGUGGCUCAGAUCGUCUACACCGAUGAUCAGGGACGUCCACCCCAGCAGGUGGUGUACACAGCAGAUGGCACCUCCUACACGUCCGUGGAUGGUCCAGAGCACACACUGGUUUACAUCCAUCCUGUGGAAGCUGCGCAGACUCUGUUUACAGAUCCUGGCCAGGUCACUUACGUCCAACAGGAUGCUACAGCUCAGCAGGUGCAUGCCUAUCUGUUGAGUUCAUACUUCACAGUGAAAUGCCUGAGUUAUAAGGCCUCAUUACCAGUACAUAACCAAGUGUUACCCUCCAUUGAGAGUGUGGAUGCUUCCGAUCCGUUAACAACUCUACAGAAUCCCAUUGGGAGACUGGAGGCAAAAGAGGAAGAGGAUGAUGAUGAGGAUGAGGAUACUGAUGAAGAUGAGGAGGAAGAUGGGGAAGACACAGACCUAGAUGACUGGGAACCAGAUCCUCCUCGGCCCUUUGACCCUCAUGACUUAUGGUGUGAGGAGUGCAACAAUGCACAUUCGUCAGUAUGCCCAAAGCAUGGUCCUUUGCAUCCAAUCCCCAAUCGGCCAGUGCUCACAAGAGCCAGAGCCAGUCUCCCCCUGGUUCUCUACAUAGACAGGUUCCUGGGAGGGGUCUUUUCCAAGAGACGCAUUCCCAAGCGCACCCAGUUUGGCCCUGUGGAGGGACCCCUUGUCAGGGAGUCUGAGCUGAAAGACUGUUACAUUCACCUAAAGGUUUCUCUUGAUAAAGGGGACAGAAAAGAAAGGGAUUUGCAUGAAGAUCUCUGGUUUGAGUUGUCUGAUGAAACUCUUUGUAACUGGAUGAUGUUUGUGCGCCCAGCCCAGAACCACCUGGAACAGAACCUGGUAGCUUACCAAUAUGGCCACCAUGUGUAUUACACAACAAUAAAGAAUGUAGAGCCCAAGCAGGAACUGAAGGUAUGGUAUGCUGCAUCCUAUGCUGAGUUCGUGAAUCAGAAAAUUCAUGACAUUUCUGAGGAAGAAAGGAAAGUUCUUCGAGAGCAAGAGAAGAAUUGGCCCUGUUAUGAAUGUAACCGCCGAUUUAUAAGCUCGGAGCAGUUGCAGCAGCAUCUCAAUUCACAUGAUGAGAAAUUGGAUGUGUUCAGCAGAACAAGAGGCAGAGGAAGAGGACGAGGCAAGAGGCGAUUUGGCCCAGGUAGACGGCCAGGACGCCCUCCAAAAUUUAUCCGUUUGGAAAUAAGCAGUGAAAAUGGAGAGAAGUGUGGCGAUGGGACCCAGGACUUGCUACACUUCUCUAGCAAGGACCAGUUUGAUGAGGGGGAACCAGCUACCCGGAAUGGGCUGGGUCAGCCAGAAGAGCUGGCUCUCCCGCUGCCUCAGCCGCCGCAGGAGGCCCAGUCUUCUCUGGAACAAGAGACCGAAACCCACACCCUCCAUCUCCAGCCACAGCACGAGGAGAGCGUGCUGCUCGCCCCGACCUCUCUGACAGCCGACGACAUGCGUAGAGCCAAACGCAUCCGAUUGGAGCUGCAGAAUGCAGCUCUUCAGCAUCUGUUUAUUCGGAAAUCCCUCCGGCCUUUUAAAUGCUUACAGUGUGGGAAGGCCUUCCGGGAAAAGGACAAGCUGGACCAACACUUGCGCUUCCAUGGGCGGGAGGGGAACUGCCCUUUGACCUGUGACCUCUGUAACAAGGGCUUCAUCAGCAGCACUUCCUUGGAGAGCCACAUGAAGCUCCACUCAGACCAGAAGACUUACUCUUGCAUUUUUUGCCCAGAAUCCUUUGACCGCCUUGAUUUGUUGAAAGAUCACGUGGCCAUUCAUAUCAAUGAUGGCUACUUUACCUGCCCAACUUGUAAAAAACGUUUCCCAGAUUUUAUCCAGGUGAAAAAACAUGUGCGCAGCUUCCACUCAGAAAAGAUAUACCAAUGUACGGAGUGUGACAAGGCCUUCUGUCGUCCUGAUAAAUUGCGCCUCCACAUGCUGCGACACUCAGACCGCAAAGACUUCCUGUGUUCUACCUGUGGGAAACAGUUCAAGCGAAAAGACAAACUGCGGGAACACAUGCAGAGGAUGCAUAAUCCGGAGAGGGAAGCCAAGAAAGCCGACCGCAUCGGCCGCUCCAAGACUUUCAAACCACGCAUCACGUCCGCAGACUACGACAGCUUCACGUUUAAAUGCCGCCUGUGCAUGAUGGGCUUCCGGAGGCGAGGCAUGCUGGUAAAUCACUUAUCCAAGAGGCACCCAGAUAUGAAAAUAGAAGAGGUGCCAGAGUUAACCCUACCUAUCAUAAAGCCCAACCGUGAUUACUUUUGCCAGUAUUGUGAUAAGGUUUACAAAAGUGCCAGCAAGCGUAAAGCACAUAUUCUGAAGAACCACCCAGGAGCUGAGCUCCCACCAAGUAUUCGGAAGCUUCGUCCCGCUGGACCUGGAGAGCCCGAUCCCAUGCUGAGUACUCACACCCAGCUCACUGGCACAAUCGCCACCCCUCCUGUCUGCUGUCCUCACUGCUCCAAACAGUACAGUAGCAAGACCAAGAUGGUACAACACAUCCGAAAGAAGCAUCCAGAAUACGCCCAGCUCCCCAACACGAUACAUGCACCCUUGACCACAGCCGUGAUCAGUACUGCCCCAGCUGUCUUAACUACAGAUAGUGCCACUGGGGAGACAGUGGUGACAACGGACCUACUCACCCAAGCAAUGACAGAACUGUCCCAGACCUUAACAACAGAUUACCGGACCCCUCAAGGAGAUUACCAGAGAAUUCAGUAUAUCCCAGUAUCACAGUCCACUUCCGGUCUCCAACAGCCUCAGCACAUACAGCUUCAAGUGGUGCAGGUGGCCCCGGCCACAUCCCCUCACCAGUCUCAGCAGUCUACUGUGGAUGUCGGCCAGCUCCAUGACCCUCAGACGUACACCCAGCAUGCCAUCCAGGUGCAACACAUCCAAGUCACUGAGUCAACCUCCUCAGCUCCUUCAGCAUCCCAGGUAGCUGGACAACCAUUGAGUCCCUCUGCCCAGCAGUCUCAACAGGGGCUUAGCCCCUCCCACAUACAAGGCAGUUCCUCGGGGCAAGUUCAGUCUCUUCAACAACAGCAACCGCAGCAGCAGCAGCAGCAGCAGCAGUCACAGCAGCCACCGCAGCAGCAGAGUUCGUCGGUGCAGCACACAUUCCUACCCAAUGCUUGGAAUUCCUUUCGUGGCUAUUCAUCUGAGAUCCAAAUGAUGACCCUCCCUCCUGGUCAGUUUGUGAUUACAGAUAGUGGUGUAGCAGCUCCCGUCACCACUGGCCAAGUCAAAGCGGUUACUCCGGGUCAUUAUGUGUUAUCAGAAAGUCAGCCAGAAUUGGAGGAAAAGCAGCCUUCUGCCCUUUCCAGUGGAGUCCAGGUCCAGCCAUCUGUACACGAGUCCUUGGAUCCCCAGACAAGCAGCCAACAACAGACCACUCAGUACAUCAUCACCACCACCACCAAUGGGAAUGGAAGCAGUGAAGUGCACAUUACUAAGCCGUGACUUCCACCCGAGGGAUAGAAUCAGGCAGUCCCAUCAUGUCUCUUCUAAUUCAUCAAGUCUUUAAGCUUUGGACACUUAGAACGCUGCUUUUACAUUUUUAUUAUUCCCUCAAGAGUUAGAAACUACAGUUUGGACAUUCAUAUAGACAAUGGAGUUUAUGUUACCAAGGUGAUCUUUACCAAAUCAGCUCAUCAAAUCCUAGUGAGUUUAUGCAAUUAAAUGGCAGAAAUCUCAGAGGAAAAUUGUUUUCAAGGUGAACAGACUUUGCCCCCUCUUAAGUUGUUUUUUUAACAUUCAAAGUCUUACUUUUCCUUUAUGGAAUUUUUAAGUGGUCUUUUGUGUUCAUGUGGAAGGUGGAGGAAAGAUGCAUCAGUGAAAUGGCUACUGAACGUAAUUCUAAGGCAUGCACUGAAAGAGGAGUGGUGGUGUCUGGUUUUAUAGAUCAGAGCUGCUUUCUCUUGUGAUUGUUGAGUUGUCCUAUUUUAAAGAAGGGAGCCUAGUGAAAACGAAAACUGAAAAUGGUGACUCAAAGGUUUGGUAGUGAUAUUUUGAAAGAAAAAUAUCAUUAAAAUUUUGCUUAUUGCUGACUUUUUAAAAAACAUUCCUUUUUGUUGGGGAUGGGGGUGGGAAACUUGUCUGUGGGGAGUACUUACUAUGGAAUCUGACCUUCUGCUAAUUAGGUUAGAGCCUUGUAUUCUGAUAGCAGUUGCUACAGAGGUGGAUUCCCUAUAAGGGAACCGGUUACCUGAUGUCAGCAGAAUUUAAACCCUUGCAUUAAAGCUUUGCUUUCUAUUUCCUGGUUGUGAUUGCAUUAAAAAGGAGAUAUUCAUGUAAGAUAAAUUAUUAGAUCAUAUAUAUGUAUAUGAAAAUAAAAUAAAAAUCAUCACUGCCUUGCAGGAUCCAUUUGCCACUCAUUGGUAAAGGGUGAAUACCAUGCCUUUAUCAGUGGAAUAUUCGACCCUCGUUCUCUGAAUUCAAUGUAUAUCAGUACUUUUAAUGGUAUCUAAAAUGAACAUUCCUUACAGUUGGAAGAGAAAGUGGCCUUCCUCCUGUCUUACACUUUAAACUCAAUGGAGCUUUUGGUAAGAUGAUCGAUCGGCUUCAUACUUAGGGGAAAAAUAAAAAUAUGCGGGGGCCAUUUUUCUAACAUAGUAAGGUAAUUACAAGGGAUCUAGAAGAAGUUUAAUCUUUAUGACACAAUACUGUUUGCUGGGAGAGGAAAAUAAAUCUGCCUCAGUUACAGUUUUUCUGAUGUGUCCUCCUAGCUGCUUUAAAUUCAAAAGAGGAAAAUGAUAUUUUCCUUCUUUUUAUUUUACAUUCCAAUUAUAUGCAUAAAACCUCUCACAAAUCAUUAUGUAUUUUAGCAACUUUUUGUGACAUAGUUACUGGCAGACUUUUAAAAAUAAUGAUUGCAUAACAAAAUUUAUCACUACAUAAUGUAAAGAUCUAACUCCUAAUGAAAUUAAUUAAUUUAGUUACAUUUUGGGGUAAAAUUGAUUCUAUAAAUGAAGAAACGCAGUAGCUUCUUUAUGGGAAAGAUAUCCUUUGGAAAAGCACACAUUUCUGUGGACAUAACUCUAGUCAUAUACAGACUUUGCACUUUAUUUUUGAGAUCUCAUUUAACCUCCCCCAAAAUUGGGUACUAAGCGAACUUGAGAAAGAUAUUUGAUUACUCUAGAUCUUAUUUGUUAAAAAAAAUGUUGAUAUUUUCACCAGAAAAUAUUGAUGUAGAAUCACAAAAUAGAGGCUCUGGGUCACAAAGCCCCACCAAUGUAAUGGCUGUAAAUACCUGGAUUUUUACUUACUUGUUCCAAUUAGAAGGACUCAUUAGGUAAAAUAUAUUAGACUUUGUCAAAAGUCCAAUUUCAUUGUUUGUAACUUAAAUUUAUUUGGUCCCAAUGGGUCCUUUUUAAUAUGAACCAGUCAGGUAUCUCUCCCUCCCUCAGGAAUAAUUUAUUGAUUAAAAUGGAAAAGUUCCACUGAAUGGAAUGUUCGUUUUAUGCCAGUUAUUUCAAGUUUUAAAAUAUAUGGAGAAAAACGUGGAAGUACUUCUUUGUCGCUUUCCCUUUUAGUUGUCGUUUUCUAAUUCUUUUGCCCUUGUGUGGAAUAAGUAAAGACUCUAAUAUUAAUUUGUAUGUAAUCAACCAUAACUUGGGUUGUAGUCAAUGCCAAAUAGCAUUGCUUUAAGAUCAGGUAUUCCCCACAUUCAUCUCGAAGACAUAGAUUUUCAAACGGACUUGAAUUUGAAGAGUUGUGAGAUGAUAAACCACCCGAACUAAUUUGGAAACUGUAUAUGUAGUCAAUGUUUAUAUUUUGGCCUCUCUCAAGGUAUUUGACACUGUAGAAAUCAUUUAGGACAGGGUGAAAAUUUGAGAGUAGGUUAUGUAUAUAUUUUACAUUUUAAUUGUUUGAUUUGGAGCCAGAUAAAUAGAUAUUUCAUCAUGUAAUAUUCCUGCUACUCUGGAAUAACCUAUUGUUUUGAUCUUGUUGAAUUGUUUUCUGAUUUGGAAUUAUCCUUUUAAAAUCUCUUAGGAUAAAUAGGGCUAAAAAGCACUUCAUGAGAUGCUAAAGCUGACCUACUGGUCGAAAAUAUUGACUAUAUCCUGUUAUUUAAAUGUGAACAUUUAUUGUACAUUCAGUGAGGUAUAGUGUUAAUAGUAUUGUGCUACCCAGCAGGUGUAAAAAUUAAUACAUUUUUAAAAAAUAAAUGUUUCUUGUGUGAAUAUGUAAAGAUAAUUCAUUUAAAAAAAUCCCAAUUUACAGUGUUUUGACCCUGGGUCACUCCAGGCUGGUCACAGAUUCAGAAUAAAGGGGAUUUGUGAUGACAA
Messenger RNA from Echinops telfairi (small Madagascar hedgehog), 6472 nucleotides. It is a transcript of the gene PRDM10, whose product is annotated as PR/SET domain 10. Gene Ontology annotation, cellular component: nucleus. The record is from RefSeq and is a predicted model, not a curated record. Gene Ontology annotation, molecular function: protein binding. NCBI's taxonomy places the organism in Eukaryota, Metazoa, Chordata, Mammalia, Afrosoricida, Tenrecidae. The coding region runs from base 72 to 3644 and encodes 1190 amino acids. The transcript is spliced from 23 exons.